Messenger RNA from Lepus europaeus (European hare), 3356 nucleotides. It is a transcript of the gene ATG9B, whose product is annotated as autophagy related 9B. The record is from RefSeq and is a predicted model, not a curated record. The coding region runs from base 1 to 2772 and encodes 923 amino acids. Gene Ontology annotation, biological process: protein localization to phagophore assembly site; autophagy of mitochondrion. The transcript has 14 exons. Lineage: Eukaryota; Metazoa; Chordata; Mammalia; Lagomorpha; Leporidae. Gene Ontology annotation, cellular component: autophagosome; phagophore assembly site.
AUGGUGAGCCGAAUGGGCUGGGGGGGGAGCAGGGGGCGGCUGAGGCGGUGGGGAGACCUGGGGCCCGGGUCAGUGCCCCUCCUCCCCCUGCCGCUGCUGCCUCCUCCUCCUCCUCCUGCGUGUCGGGGACCCGGGGGAGGAAGGAUGUCCAUCUUCUCGCUGUCCCCCGCCCCUCAUACAAGAAGCUCCUCCUCCUUCUGCCCGUCUGCUCCAGGGCCCCCCUGCCCUGUGCUCCAGAGCACAGGGGCUUCUCAGCCUUGCCACAGUGCCCUCCCCACCCCAGCCACCCCCCCAACACAGGCACAGCCUGCAAUGACACCCACCUCUGCUACCCCCUCCUGGGGAUCCCACUCCGCGCCAUCCCUGGCCUCGGCCACUCCCCUGCCCUCGCGCCGGUGCCCCCAGGACCCCCCUGGGCUGCGGAUAGGCCCUCUGAUUCCAGAGCAGGAUUAUGAGCGGCUGGAAGACUGCGAUCCUGAAGAACCCCAGGACUCACCCCUCCAUGGGGAGGAGCAGCAACCCCUGCUUCAUGUGCCCGAAGGGCUCCGUGGCUCCUGGCAUCAUAUCCAGAACCUGGACAGCUUCUUCACCAAGAUCUACAGCUACCACCAGCGGAAUGGCUUCGCCUGCAUCCUGCUGGAGGAUGUCUUUCAGCUGGGACAAUUCAUUUUCAUUGUCACCUUCACGACCUUCCUUCUCCGUUGUGUGGAUUACGAUGUUCUGUUUGCCAACCAACCAAAUAACCAUACAAAAACUCAGCCACUCCAUAGCAAAGUGACCUUGUCGGAUGCCAUCCUACCCUCUGCCCAGUGUGCCCAGAGGAUCCAUGCCAGCCCCCUGCUGGUCUUCCUCCUGGUUCUGGCUGCUGGCUUCUGGCUGUUCCAGCUGCUUCGCUCAGUCUGCAACCUCUUCAGCUACUGGGAUAUCCAGGUGUUUUACAGGGAGGCACUGCACAUUCCCCCGGAAGAGCUCAGCUCGGUGCCCUGGGCGGAGGUGCAGUCCCGCCUCCUCGCACUGCAGAGGAGCGGAGGGCUGUGCGUGCAGCCGAGGCCGCUGACCGAGCUGGAUGUCCACCACCGCAUUCUGCGCUACACCAACUACCAAGUGGCGCUGGCCAACAAGGGCUUGCUGCCGGCCCGCUGCCCGCUGCCCUGGGGAGGCAGUGCGGCCUUCCUCAGCCGCGGCCUGGCGCUCAACGUCGACCUGCUCCUCUUCCGGGGUCCCUUCUCGCUCUUCCGCGGGGGCUGGGAGCUGCCCGACGCCUACAAGCGCAGUGACCAGCGGAGCGCCCUGGCCGCGCGCUGGGGGCGCACGGUGCUGCUGCUGGCCGCCGUGAACCUGGCGCUGAGCCCUCUGGUGCUGGCCUGGCAGGUGCUGUACGCCUUCUACAGCCACGUGGAGCUGCUGCGGCGCGAGCCCGGAGCGUUCGGGGCGCGCCGCUGGUCCCGCCUGGCCCGCCUGCAACUGCGCCACUUUAACGAGCUCCCGCACGAGUUGCGCGCGCGCCUGGCCCGCGCCUACCGCCCCGCCGCCGCCUUCCUGCGCGCCGCCGCGCCCCCCGCGCCCCUGCGCGCGCUGUUGGCCCGCCAGCUCGUCUUCUUCGCUGGCGCGCUCUUCGCCGCGCUGCUGGUGCUCACCGUCUACGACGAAGACGUGCUCGCCGUGGAGCACGUGCUCACCGCCAUGACCGCGCUCGGGGUCACGGCCACCGUGGCGAGGUCUUUCAUUCCCGAAGAGCAGUGCCAGGGACGUGCCCCGCAGCUCCUGCUGCAGGCGGCUCUGGCCCACAUGCACUACCUUCCGGAGGAGCCAGGCGCUGGCGGCAGGGCCAGCGCCUACCGGCAGAUGGCGCAGCUUUUGCAAUACCGAGCGGUCUCUCUCCUGGAGGAGCUCCUGUCCCCUCUCCUCACGCCGCUGUUUCUGCUCUUCUGGUUCCGCCCUCGUGCGCUGGAGAUUAUUGACUUUUUCCAUCACUUCACUGUGGACGUGGCUGGGGUUGGGGACAUCUGUUCCUUUGCCCUCAUGGAUGUGAAACGUCACGGCCAUCCUCAGUGGCUCUCGGAGGGCCAGACGGAGGCCUCACUGUCUCAGCGUGCAGAGGAUGGGAAGACUGAGCUCUCCCUGAUGCGGUUCUCCCUGGCACACCCACAAUGGCGCCCCCCAGGGCACAGCUCCAAGUUCCUCGGGCAGCUUCGUGGCCGAGUUCAGCAAGAUGCGGCUGCCUGGGGCACCACCUCGGCUCGCAGCCCUCCCACCCCGGGAGUGCUCAGCAGCUGCACCUCGCCUCUGCCGGAGGCCUUCCUGGCCAACCUCUUGGUGCACCCCCUCUUGCCCCCGAGGGACUUGAGUCCCACAACCCCGUGCCCGGCUGCUGCCACAGCCAGCCUCCUUGCCUCCAUUUCCCGCAUCGCCCAGGACCCCAGCUGUGUGUCUCCAGGAGGCAGUGGGGGCCAGAAGCUGGCCCAGCUCCCGGAGCUGGCUUCUGCUGAGAUGGGUCUCCACGCCAUCUACCUGCACCAGCUCCAUCAGCAGCAACAGCAGGAAGUGUGGGGGGAGGCUGAAGCCUCAUCCCCAUCCCGGCCCUGGUCCAGCCCCUCCCAGCCAGCCUCACCUGAUGAGGAAAAGCCAUCCUGGUCAAGUGAUGGCUCCAGUCCUGCCUCCAGCCCCAGACAGCAGUGGGGGACCCAGAGGGCUAGGAAGCUGUUCCCCGAAGGGUUUCAGGAGACCGGAGACACCCAGAAGGAGCCUGGCCAGGCCCUUAGUCCUGAAUGAGAAGACUCCUCAGGUUCCCUGGCUUCUCCAGCCACAAGAGACUGCGCGGAGUGGCGCGGAAGGGCACAGCAAGCCAACUUGAGAGACCCCGGCUGAUGAGGGCCCAGGAUGCUUUCACUGGGAAGGACCUGGGGGUCAGUGAGGAGCUCGCCCCAGAGAUCAGAGAAAGGGUAGGAGUGAGGAUACCCACGUCCGAGAGGUGGUUCCCACGUGGAGGAGCUAAGGAGAUACCCGCCCCGCCGCCUCUCCCGGGGCCCAGCCAUCUUGGAGUGGGAACUUGGGAAGUCUCUGCGCAUCCUCAAGGUGGAAGGCAGAGGCCACACUAAGUGGAAGAGAAGGGGGCAAUGGGUUCUUCAUGCUGCCACUCCCUCAGGUUCCCAUGGGGACUUGGGAGUGGAAAGAGAGGGCCGAUGUUUUUGGACUUCAGCACUGGCCGAUGUCUGAGGAAGUGGGUGCGGCUCCUCUUCCUGUAUGAAACAAGCAGUAAAGAUUGCUCCUGGCUGCCUAGCACUUCUUUGGGACGUAGUCUUUGGCAUCCCCUACCCCUCUGCGGCUGAGGGCUGCACCUGUUUUCUCAGUCAAGA